AUGGCCGAUCUUGCUCCAGCACCGUCCGCCACUUCCGCCACAUCCGCCACAGCCACACGGGUCAAGUCAUACACUUCGACGGCGAGCCAUCUUGCCUACCCACGCGGACAUUUGGGUUACUUGAGCGUCCACGAGGAGGAUGCGCUGGCGAAUUUCAAGCAAGUUUUAGAGCAGAGGGGGGCUUGGAAACGGGGGCCGCCUGCCAGUCACGAUGAUCAGACAUUGCUGCGAUAUUUGCGGGCACGACGGUGGGUGGUCAACGAUGCGUAUAAGCAGUUCAAGGACACCGAAGUCUGGAGAGCAGCCAACAACAUCGAGACUUUGUAUCGGACGAUUGAGCUGGAGGCAUAUGAACAAAGCCGGAGAUUGUAUCCUCAAUGGACUGGGCGUCGUGAUCGCCGCGGGAACCCCCUUUACGUUUAUGAAAUGAGGCACCUCAACUCCCAGACUGUCUCGGAAUACGAGCGAUCGGGCGCCAAGUCAACCUUUUCCGACGCCAAGACUGACGGCAAAACACCCCCAGGACUCCUGCGCCUGUUUGCCUUGUACGAGAACUUGACACGGUUCAGUCAGCCUUUCUGCACGCAGCUCUCCGACCGAGAGUGCCCCGACGUGCCCGUUUCCAUGAGCACCAAUAUUAUCGAUGCCUCGGGCGUCGGGUUGAAACAGUUUUGGAACUUGAAAAACCACAUGCAGGCAGCCAGCCAGCUCGCCACGGCGCACUACCCGGAGACGUUGGACAAGAUCUUUGUCGUUGGCGCGCCCCCGUUCUUCGGCACGGUCUGGGGGUGGAUCAAGCGCUGGUUCGAUCCCAUGACGGUAUCCAAGAUUUUUGUUCUGAGCCCGCACGAGGUGAAGCCCACGCUUGAGGCCUUUAUCGAGCCGAGGAAUAUCCCCAAAAAGUACGGUGGUGAGCUGGACUUUGGGUUUGGCCGGCCAUGCGUUCCAGAUCCCUCGUGGGAUGGCGUGGUCUCGUGGGAAAACGGAUAUACUUCGUUCCCAUCCGGGCCCCUGUCGUGGGAAGAGGUGGACGACGGACAGCGGGUCGCGUGCGUUGCGUUGGGGAAAGAGGGCGGGAAGCCCCGGAACGUGAUAAUCUGCACCAUGCCGAAAUUGUGGCCGCCUAGGAUGGACGAGCGUGACAGUCACCAGACGGAGAGCGAAAAGGCGACGACAAACCAGGGAUCCGAGCCAACGCAAGCUGCUCAGGGAGCGAUGGACGAGGGUGACGAGACAGUCGGGGCUUUUACAAAUGGUCAUUUUGAGGAGAAGAUGAGGCUGGCGGGGGAAACGAAUGAGAGCGCGUCCUUGGCUCAGACCGCCACAGCGGCUUAG
Molecule: messenger RNA, 1335 nt
Organism: Ustilaginoidea virens
Lineage: Eukaryota; Fungi; Ascomycota; Sordariomycetes; Hypocreales; Clavicipitaceae
Exons: 3
Coding region: 1-1335 (444 amino acids)
Source: RefSeq, a predicted model, not a curated record